Messenger RNA from Medicago truncatula (barrel medic), 1711 nucleotides. Its product is annotated as metal tolerance protein C2. Lineage: Eukaryota; Viridiplantae; Streptophyta; Magnoliopsida; Fabales; Fabaceae. Gene Ontology annotation, molecular function: zinc ion transmembrane transporter activity. Bases 235 to 1407 code for a protein of 390 amino acids. The record is from RefSeq and is a predicted model, not a curated record. Gene Ontology annotation, biological process: zinc ion transport; transmembrane transport; intracellular zinc ion homeostasis. Gene Ontology annotation, cellular component: membrane; Golgi apparatus. The transcript is spliced from 10 exons.
UAGAAAAAUAGAUUUAGCAGGAGUUUACUUUGACUUGGGCUUUGGUAUUCAGUUUUCAGUACACGCCAUUAGAUCACGGCACCUCCUUUGACAGUGAAGCUUUCAGUUUCAUCACUCACACAACAAUCAUCAUCACCAUUUCAUUCCGACAACUAUCACCAUUCACAAUUCCCAAUCCAAUCUUACCCCCCCUUUUCUUUUUACACCCCCAAUUCUAUUUCUUCUUCGUUUUCAAUGACCAUGGAAACCAUAGAAACUCUCGGUUCUUCUCUCAACGGCGAUUUCGGAUUCACCGCCAACGAUCGUCGCUUCGCCUUUUCACGCCAACCUUCUUUCCAACAACCUCGAACACCGAUUUCCACUCCUUCAACCGAUUCGGGUUUACGAAAACCCUUCCUUUCACGAACUGAUUCCAGCAUAGAUAUCCCUUCUUCUGGACCCAACCACCAUUACUGGUCUUGUCACGAUGAAAAACCUUCUGGGUCAUCAAAAAAAUUGUCUUUUUCGUCUUUUGUUUUGUCCCUUUUUCGAAGUAUUAGAUCUGGUCAUAGGUAUAUGAAGAGAUUGUUUUUUAUGAUCUCGCUUAAUGUUGCUUACUCUACUGUUGAAUUGCUCAUUGGUCUCUUCACUGGUCGUGUUGGUCUGGUGUCUGAUGCAGUUCACUUGACAUUUGGAUGCGGUCUUCUCACGUUUUCUUUGUUUGUUAUGGGUGCGUCUAGAAAAAAACCUGAUGGAGAUUAUACUUAUGGGUAUAAAAGACUAGAAGUUUUGUCUGCAUUUACAAAUGCUCUGUUUCUUUUGUUUAUGUCAUUCUCCCUAGCAGUUGAAGCCCUUCAUGCGUUUAUACAAGACGAAUCAGAACACAAGCAUUACUUGAAUGUUUCUGCAGUGACUAAUUUAUUUGUGAAUCUCAUUGGUGUGUGGUUCUUCAGGAACUAUGCUCGAAUAAAUUUGGCUUACAGAAAUGCAGAAGAUAUGAAUUGCCACUCUGUUUUCCUGCAUGUUCUUACAGAUUCCAUUCGCAGUGCAGGUUUGAUACUGGCAUCCUGGUUAUUGUCCAUAGGGGUUGAGAAUGCAGAAGUCUUGUGUUUGGGACUUGUUUCUGUUGCGGUUUUUAUUCUUGUUUUGCCUCUCUUUAGGGCAACUGGUGGUAUCUUGCUCCAAAUGGCACCUCCCAGCAUCCCAACUACUGCUUUUAGCAAAUGCUUGAGACAGAUUUCUGCUCAUGAAGAUGUACUGGAUGUCUCCCAGGCUCGUUUUUGGGAAUUGGUGCCUGGUCAUGUGGUUGGUUCACUGUCAAUGCAGGUUAAGAAAGGGGUCGAUGAUCGGCCAAUACUAGAAUUUGUGCAUCGUCUAUACCAUGAUUUUGGCGUGCAAGACCUCACGGUGCAGAUUGAUCAUGCAUGAUGAGUUUGUCUCAACUGUUUCAUCCUAAUGAUUAUUACCAAGGGUUGUAUAUACACGCUAAUGUCAUUGUUACUGCUGAAAGGAUAGUAGCAUAACUUCUUAUUCAAGAAAUGGUUUCAUACAACAUAGCAUACUUUUUUUUUUAAUGAUAAAUAGACAAUUUCGAAUAAUCUUUCAAUCAAUUUUAAUAAUUAUGUGUAAAAUUUGAUUGUAACUAGUAACAAAAGAUAUGUCCAAAAAAGAGAGUAACAAAGAAUAGUACUUGACCAACAUAUAUAUAGAAGUAAGAUACUUGAAACAUUUA